Molecule: messenger RNA, 1836 nt
Organism: Aspergillus niger
Lineage: Eukaryota; Fungi; Ascomycota; Eurotiomycetes; Eurotiales; Aspergillaceae
Exons: 11
Coding region: 1-1836 (611 amino acids)
Source: RefSeq, a predicted model, not a curated record
AUGCACAUCCUAAUAGACACUCAGCCCAGUGAUUCGAAAACGAUGUCAGCGAGAGCCAGUGUAGUUCUUUUCCUAGUUCUGGACUUUCCAGAUGUCGACUCACAACAACUGCUUUCAGAGAGGAUUUGCAGACCAAAUAGGAGAUUUUCAGUAUUGAGCAACCAAUGUAAAAGGCCCAUCAAGAUGCGUGUGUUGGGCGCAGUAGCGCUGGGCGUCGCCCUGCUAUCAACGACUAUAGCGGCUGCUAGUGUGAAAGAGCUGGGGGCAUUGUUGCCCACAUGUGCGGUGAAAUGCAUGGCUGUCACUAUACCGAAGACGUCCUGUACCCUCGCAGACCAGACAUGCCAGUGUACGGAUGAAACCUACACCGCUCUUUUGCAGGAAUGUGUGGUGUCUAGCUUCACUGAUUCGAUAGCUACGAAAAAUGUCACAUCCACUGCGUGCGGAGCUCCGGUACGAGAUAGAACCAAGGCUGUUUCAUAUGCAGGAGUCAUCGGUCUCGUCAUAGCAUGUAUCGCAUUUAUUCUCCGGAUAGUCGCGAGGUUUAAGUGCCUCGGUGGUACGUUCGGGAUGGACGAUUUGACGAUGGGACUGACCAUGUGUCUGGUGAUACCUCUUUCAGCACUAUCAGUUGUUUUGGCCGACACGGGCUUAGGCAAAGACAUGUGGACUCUUCCUGUCCGUGGUAAAGCUGACAUUCUUGAACACUACAAGAUUUACUUCUGGGAUGAGUUGUUGUAUCUCAGUAUCCUGCCAAUGACCAAGAUCUCGAUAUGUUGUUUCUACCUUCGUAUCUUCCCCGCCAGAAACUUCCGAAGUUUGACUUAUAUUGUCAUCGGUCUCAACAUUGCAUAUUUACUUGCCUUUGUCUUGGUUUCAAUUUUCCAGUGUCGACCAAUCCAAGGAGCAUGGCUUCACUGGGACGGAGAGGGUAAUUACAAGUGCAACCAUAUUAACGCGCAGGGGUGGGCAUCGGCAAUCAUCAACAUGCUCCUUGACCUCAUUGUCAUGAUUCUCCCGCUGAAACAGCUUUACGAGCUCCAGCUUUCCAUCAAGAAGAAGGCUUUUGUCAUGUGCAUGUUUAGCUUGGGUAUCUUUGUUACUGUCGUGAGUAUUCUGCGCCUGGAUUCGCUUAUCAACUUUGCUUCCACCGACAAUGUGACGUGGGACUACGUCACAGUUGGAUACUGGAGUACGAUUGAAUGCCAUGUGGGCGUCAUCUGUGCCUGUUUACCCGCCAUUCGAUCCUUGCUGCGCACAACGGCACCGAAGCUGUUUGGCGAUACCAGCCUCAAUAAAUCCUCCGGAAUGAACUCGACAUCACGGGGGACAGGAUCUCGAUUGGAGGGGGCGUUCCAUGUCAGGAGCAAGCAUGAUGACCAAGAUUUUCUACCGCUUGUAGACAUGGACCACUCCAGUCUGAUUGAGCUGCACCCGAACCCGAAGGGCGACCGACGAGUUCUCUCUAUGAACUCUUGCAAUCUUUAUCCAGUUUCUUUUGUUCAGGAUUCAUAUUUCCCAAAUGGAGUCAACAGAAUCUUCAUUUCAGUGAGUUAUGUCGUGGUAAUGCAAGGGUUUGAACUCCAGUCUACUAUGCAAGGAGGGCUUGGAAGCUACUCUGGCGAAUUCGACUGUGCUAGUACAGAUGAUAUUAGAAAGAGCUUGCCCAUACUUAGGUGUCAGAAGAAGAAAAGCCAUCCCACUGGCUUGGAUCAUACGCCUCUGUCUCCAGACAUACAUACCCACACGGCAGGUAGAGAGUGCAAAACGUGCUUACGUUCUAUUUUCUCCGCUCAAACCGCUAAGCUUUCCCAUUUAGACUUGAAGACUAGUUAG